AUGCUGUCGACGACUAUACUUUCGCUCUCUCUUCUCUCCUCUGCGGCUGCACUCCGCUCGGGCCCACCCUCCACCCACGGCCUCCUCCGCCCCGGCAAGGGCAGGCACGGUAUCCAGACGCUCGAUAACCCCUCCGACAACGCCACCGUCUUUCACGUGCACUCUCUCCAGCAGAUCUCGACCUACAACGACGCCUUUUACUUCGACCAGCUCAUCGACCACAACAAUCCGUCAAAGGGGACGUUCAAGCAGCGCUACUACCACAACUACGAGUACUACGACCCCGGUGGACCGGUCGUCCUCAUGACGCCCGGCGAGACCGAUGCCUCCGGCUUCACCGGCUACCUCACCAACAGCACCGUCCCCGGCAAGCUCGCCGAGCUCCUCAACGGCACCGUCGUCAUGCUCGAGCACCGUUUCUUCGGCAAGUCGCAGCCCACCGGCGACCUCUCCACCGACUCCCUCCGCCUGCACACGAUCCAGCAGGCGAUCGACGACAUCGACUACUUCGCCCGCACCGUCGUCCUGCCCCAGCCGGAAAACGCUACGCUCGGGCCCGACAAGACCGCCUGGAUCAUGGUCGGCGGCAGCUACCCCGGCGCGCUCACGAGCUACGUGAUGCAGAACAAGCCCGACCUGUUGUACGCCGGGUGGGCGUCCUCCGGCGUCGUGCAGGCGAUUGGUGACUUCUGGGGCUACUACGAGCCCGAGCGCCAGUAUAUGCCGAAGAACUGCUCUGCAGACAUGACCGCAGUGAUCGACUACGUCGACUCCGUGUUCGAGACCGGCACGGACGAGGAGAUCUGGGCGAUGAAGCAGAAUUUCGGUCUCGGGGACCUCGUCUACGGCGAUGACUUUGCCGAGGCUCUCUCGAACACUCCUGGUUCCUGGCAGGGGGACAUCUCUGCCGUGUACGACUUCUGUGAUUACAUCGAGACAUCCAACGGCAAGAAGGCUCCCGCCACCGGCUGGGGUCUCGACCACGCGUUCAAGGCGUGGGGCACGUAUUGGAACGAGACCCUCUUCCCCAGUAGUACCUCACCUUGCAUUUACAGUGCGUGCGGUCUCGCGUACAUCCACGACGCUACGGUCUUCAACUGGGCUGUCGACACCGCGCCCGACGACGACCGGUCGUGGACCUGGAUGACCUGCAACGAGUUCGGCUUCUCCAUGACCGGCGCCCCCGCGGACCACCCUUCCCUCAUCUCCCGCCAGUUCACACCCACGUCCAGCGAGGCACGUUCUCUCCCCUCGCUUCCCCGCCUCAUCCUCUGCAGCUACCGCUUCCCGGACACCUUCUCCGGCACGAACGCCUCGCUCGUCCUCAACGCGCUCUCCGUCAACUCCCGCUACUGGGGCUGGAACGUGACCACGCCGCGCCUCGUGUUCGUCAACGGCGAGCAGGACCCGUGGCGGGAGGCGACGGUCGGCGCGGACGGCGCGAACCCGUCCUUUGAUUCCGCGCUGCAGCCGCACCUGAUGCACGACAUGUUCCACUGCUCGGACCUGAUCUUCAGCGCGGGCAACACCGACAAGAUGCGCGAGGUGCAGAAGGAGGCGCUCGAAGUGAUCGUGGGGUGGAUGCAGGACUGGAGGCCGAGCAAUGCGUCGUCGUCGUCGUCGGCGUGA
Molecule: messenger RNA, 1629 nt
Organism: Epithele typhae
Lineage: Eukaryota; Fungi; Basidiomycota; Agaricomycetes; Polyporales; Epitheliaceae
Product: peptidase S28
Exons: 7
Coding region: 1-1629 (542 amino acids)
Biological process (GO): proteolysis
Molecular function (GO): dipeptidyl-peptidase activity; serine-type exopeptidase activity
Source: RefSeq, a predicted model, not a curated record